AUGAGUUCGCGCACCUCAGCCUCUCUCCUCCUCUUCGUCCUGGCCUUCUUUGGCGUCUUCCUCCAGCUUGCGACCGCCGCACCGCUCGAGACGCGCGACGUGUACUCGCCUCCAGUGCUGUAUCCACACGCGGGCACGGUGUGGUACAAGGGGCAGACGCACAACGUCACCUGGGACGUGUCGUCGCCCCCGGUCAACAUCACCAACAAGGUCGGCCUCAUCUACCUCCGCAAGGGCGUCACCUCCACACCCCUGAUCCUCGCAGACGGAUUCGACAUCCUGCUCGGCCGCAUCGAGGUCACCGUCCCCUGGGUCUUCGAGGGCGACGACUACAGCGUCGUCCUGAUGGGCGACUCGGGGAAUUGGGGCCAGCAGUUCACUAUUAAGCAGUAGGGCUACCGACGCACGCGCCUCACCACCCACUGGACUGAAACCCCGCUAUGGACAUCACCACUAAUGGACUAAUGGACUUCUUUUAUCACGGACGUCAUUCGGACUUGGACUAUGUUGUAUUCGUACUGUACACCGCGCUUUCUGUAUUCACACCCUC
This is a messenger RNA of Trametes versicolor FP-101664 SS1, 550 nucleotides long. RefSeq lists its product as uncharacterized. The transcript is spliced from 4 exons. The coding region runs from base 1 to 393 and encodes 130 amino acids. The record is from RefSeq and is a predicted model, not a curated record. Lineage: Eukaryota; Fungi; Basidiomycota; Agaricomycetes; Polyporales; Polyporaceae.